AUGCGCAGUCUGACGGCAGCAGCGACGGCGCCUCCAGCAGCCCAUCCACAUAGCGCAGCCAACGUCUAUCAGCAACAGCAGCAGCAGCAGCAGCACCUCCUUCAGCAGCAGCAGCAGCAGCACCUUCAGCAGCAGCAGCAGCAGCACCUUCAGCAGCAGCAGCAGCAGCACCUUCAGCAGCAGCACCUUCAGCAGCAGCAGCAGCAGAUCAGCUGGACCAGUGCCAGCUAUCGACGUCAUCAUCUGGCCCAAGCCCAAGCUCAGCUGCAGCAGCAGGCGACGGCGCAGUUAGCGCCGCCGCAGCAGCAGCUGUCGCCGCGCGGCCAUCAUCAUCCAGCACACUAUCAGCCGACGGCGCUGCUGCCGCCGCCACCACUGCAGUCGGCAGCGGCAGCGGCAGCAUUGGCGCAACAACAGCGCGUGCACUAUGCAAACAGUCAGCAUUACGGUGAUCCGACGUCGGCAGCGGCAGCAGCAGCAGCGGCCGCUGCGGCAGCCGCAGCUGCGCAUCACUAUGCAAGCGGCGCAGGCAGCGGCGCUGGCGCUGGUCAUGGUUACUACUGA
Messenger RNA from Drosophila montana, 564 nucleotides. RefSeq names its product ecdysone-induced protein 74EF-like. The record is from RefSeq and is a predicted model, not a curated record. The coding region runs from base 1 to 564 and encodes 187 amino acids. Lineage: Eukaryota; Metazoa; Arthropoda; Insecta; Diptera; Drosophilidae. The transcript has a single exon.